Messenger RNA from Lytechinus variegatus (green sea urchin), 3614 nucleotides. RefSeq names its product glycine N-methyltransferase-like. Gene Ontology annotation, cellular component: cytosol. The coding region runs from base 347 to 1027 and encodes 226 amino acids. Gene Ontology annotation, molecular function: identical protein binding; glycine binding; glycine N-methyltransferase activity. Gene Ontology annotation, biological process: S-adenosylmethionine metabolic process; protein homotetramerization; one-carbon metabolic process. The record is from RefSeq and is a predicted model, not a curated record. The transcript has 6 exons. NCBI's taxonomy places the organism in Eukaryota, Metazoa, Echinodermata, Echinoidea, Temnopleuroida, Toxopneustidae.
UCGGGAUUAUCGGUUGUAACAGGCCUUAUCCUGAAAUAAGUCACCUCUCUUCUCGUGUGUGUCAGUGUGUGUGUGUGCGCUCGUUAUGUACAAAGUCAAUGGGAGAUGAAAGAAGCCACCGGUGCAGCUGACGAAAUGAACGGCAGUGAAUAGGGGCGACCUAAACCAUCAAUACCGGCCAGGCUGUGCUUUUUUGUUUUUGUCGGACACGUUUUCACCAACUAAGUGGCUAUUUUGAAUACGUAUCAUCGUUUAUCAACCUCCGUGAAAACAGCAGCAACAGCAACAAUAACAACAGAUUGUUUGUAGAUUUGAGGUCCAGGCUCAAGACCAAUAAGUGAUCAGAAUGGACGUCACAUCGAAAUUUGAAGAUGAUGACAGUGUUCAGAAGCUCUUCACGUCAUCAGAGAGAUCAGAGCAAUACAAGACGUGGCAGCUAUACGUGUUGAAAAGAAACAACUCUUGUCGUAUUCUUGAUGCGGCAUGCGGGAAAGGUGAAGACUCCAUAUUCCUCAUCGAACAAGGGAUGGAGGUAGUAAGUAGUGAUGUCUCAGAAACGCUUCUAAAUUACGCAAAAUUGGAAAGAGAUCGACGUCAGCUAAAAAACUGGGAAAUUAAACAGGCAAACUGGCUCUCUCUGACCGAGGACCUAUCAAAAUACGGACUAUUUGAUGCUGUAUUCUGCAUAGGAAACUCUUUGUUGUCUUUCCUCGACUCAUCGCCAAACUUCGAUCAGUAUCGGCAAUGCUUCGAGAAUUUCAAAUCGAUGCUCAAGCCUGGAGGAAUUCUCGUCCUAGAUCACAGGAAUAUGGACGUCAUAAUGGAUCAUGGCCAACCAAUCAACAAGAAUAUAUACUAUGAGCAAAACGCUAUCGGCGGACUGACUGCUACUAUAACUCCUGGAAAACCUGAUGUAGUGAAUGUGACGUACGACAUGUUACACUGUGGGCAAGAUGCCAAGUCAGACAAGAUCAUUCACAAAGUAACUGUGCCUCUGCAGGCUAUCCGUACCCAGCUGGUAACUUAAGUGCUCUGUGAUGUAUUUGGAGAUAAUUGCAAUCACGCCCUCUACAUGGAUCUAAAGACUGGUGGCUCUUCUUCUGACACUGCUUAUUUCCAGCACGUUGUGGUUAAACAAGAGUGAUAUGAAUUAAACACCAUUACGUGUAGAAGAAAAUCGAGGAGGGUAUUUCACGAGAAGUACAACUAUCCAGGAAGACGAAAACCCCAAGAAGAACUAACUCACUACGGUAACUCCGUUCGUCGGAAGACAAUUCGGACUUUUUCGCAUUUACUACUGGGAAACUCUCCAAUACAAACAUUCUUUUGGAAAUGAAAGCCACAUGACAACGAAGAGCAAAGAGGCUUUUGUCGAAAGUUGAUGGUCUGGGACAGCAUCGGAAUCUCUUGACUCUGGAUAAUGACAUAAUUGCAAUUGUUCGUCCGGUGCAAAUCUUCGUAUGACCUGCUGUCCAGCUCCACCAAUUUUCGAUAUAAGCCUCUCAGCUCUCCCUUGUGAUUUUAAUUACAUUUUCAAAGUAAUCGCUGUUUUGUAGAGAAUGUAAAAAAACUCUUUAUGUCCCAUGCAAUGCAGGCAUGAAUCCGGGGGGGGGGGGAUUGACACACCCUGUAAAAUUGUAACUAAAGAAAAAGGAUAAUCUAAAGUUCCAUUACUCGGGAGAGAUGACUUUUUUUCUGGAGACCAAAUGCCAUUAGUGAAAAACCUCUUUUUGCGUUCAAAGGAGUGAUUAAAUUAUUCCCAUUGCUAAAUCACGUGUAAACAGUAAUCAUAACAUGCCUCAAUAAAGGGUUAACUAUAAGACAAAGAAGAUGAUAAUCGAUAGACGAUAAGAGAAUGUCCUUGCACAUUGUUUAUUACAAAGAAUAUUACUAACGAUGUGUGCGUUUCGUAAGUGAUAAUACUAUAAAAUCGGUUAUUUAUAAUGUUUGGUUUGGUCUUAUUUGCCUUUUACCAUAAUACAUUAUACAAAUAAUGCCUCUUUCAAAGGUAAACUAUAUGUAUUCUCAUCUUUGUCAUAAUGUUGUAAAUCCUGUUAUGUAUAAUCUUUGGUUGGGUUUACAGUAUAGAAAUAACAAAAUGUAUUGCACAACAUUAAAAUUGGAUGGAUAACUCUAUUCAGGGUCAUUUAUAAAAUGACUGCGUUCUUCUAGGCUAGCGCGGAUCUAAGAGCUAACAAUACUAGUAUUUUUCCUGCAAUAUUCUGUCAGUCAUUCCCUUUACACAGCAUAUGCACACCCGAAACUCCCUGGGGAAUGCACACAAUAAUGGACAAGCUACAAUGGUAUCCUACCGGGUACCCAUUUAGCACCAGGGUUGAGGGUUGCAAAGUGUGGAUUGAUGCUUUGCCCAAGGCGUUAGUCUGAGUUUGGAUUCGAACCCACGACCCUGAAAAGCGAAAGUUGGAACCACUACACCACUGCUCUUCCAGUUAUAGACGUAACCAUGGUACAUGUUACUGCGGAUGCCCCAUCAACAUGAUAAAACAUACUUUGAUAAGAAAAUGAUAGCGAAUUGAAUAACAUGACAACAGGGAUGAUGUAGAGAGAUGCAGAAGAAAAAUAAGUACGCCGAGCUUGAAAGGAAUGACUGAAGUAAACCUGGUUUAUACACUUUCUUCCAAGCUUACGGGAAUUUCGAGAGAACGAAGCGAUGAUGGGAAAUCAAGUGUCCCCAAACAAAUCUGACAAAUCUGAUACCCCCACCUCAAAAAAGUUAUCAGACCCCAGCCCUCCUCUCAGAAUAAGAAACGAAUGUAAAAAAAUAUAACGCCAAUUUUCAAUUAGCAUGAUUUAUCCAACUCACACACACACACUCUCAAGGGCAGACAUCUCUCCCCAAAAUUAGGGGAACCGGGUCUGGAAAAUCUUAGAAGCAAAAGCAAAAAAAAAAAAUAGAAAAGAAAAAAAGGUAAUUACCCAAAAGGUCAUUUCGAACAAAAUAAACUUGACGAACAAAAUAAAUUUGACAAGUAAAAAAGAAAAUUAAUCACCCAAAACGUAAGGUCAUCUCGUCCAAAAUAACUGUUAAUUUCGAUUUUUAUGAUGUAUUUCUUUCCAUCAUAAAAGAUCAAAAAUAGUAGGGGGACAUUUGAUAUUGUGUUCCCCCUACUCUUUUGGGUAGGGGGACGCGUCCUCCUUGGGAUGUCAGCCCAUGCUUGCUCUAUACAUCAUUUUGUCAUGAUUGUUUAGAUUUUCCACAUCUCUAUUUCUAAAAAAAAAUGCCUAAAAUUUACUAAAUAUAGGUUUAAAAGCGCAUUUAUCACAGUGGUUAAUAUCCUUCCCAUUUCCUCAUUUUAAAAGAUAAAUACAUAUAGCUACAUGUACAUAAUAAAAAGUAAUGAAUGUUAGAUCCAGAUUCAGAUUCAUUUAUUUACACCUCUUUAAAAUACACAAAAAUACAUAAAUAUAUAAAUACAAACAAAAUUCUUAUACAGGAGAACAAAUAUUGACAAGUAUAAACAGAUAAUAAAAGACAGUAAAAAAAUGAUUUCCACUGUACGUCGGAUGUGGGGGAAGGACAGAAAGCCAUUGGCCUAUCGAGGUCUAUCCCCCUGAUUACCGUUCAACAGGAAAAGGCUUACACAGUUUACAAG